This is a messenger RNA of Pedinophyceae sp. YPF-701, 1191 nucleotides long. The record is from the annotation of a GenBank genome assembly. Lineage: Eukaryota; Viridiplantae; Chlorophyta; Pedinophyceae.
AUGGGCGUCGACGUGCACGCCGGCGUCGGCGCCGGCAAGCCUGCAAGCCACCCCACAAGCGCGUUCGCUCCGGCGUGGGCGCGGCCCGCGGCAGCACUUGCGUCCGCGCCCACACCUCACGCGCAGACAGACCAUGCGGGCGCGCAGCCGAGCGUCCCCGCUGGCGCCCGCGUCGUCGACGCGGUCGAGGCCCCAGGGCAACACACGCUCGGGACAGACGACUCCGAGGACGUCGAGGCCGGUUCGCCACAAGCGUGCCUCGAGAUGACCAUGAUGGACCUCGUCGAGGACAUUCGCAACCACGGCGCCGCGCCCGCGGACCCCGCUCGCCCCGCGCAGUGCGCGCCCGCCGCCUCCGGGCCGCUCGCGCGGCUCGCGGACGUCGCGGGGCGGCACGCGAGCAUGGCCUCGACGUUCAGCGCGUCGUACCGGCAGGACAGCGCGGCCACCGGCGGCACGAGGCCCACGCCGGCGUCGCAGCAAGCGCCGACCGAGGACGGGGCGUUCGGGAGCUGGGCGCUCGGGAGCCACGACACGCGCAGCCCGGGGACGGCGGAGAGCGGCGGGACGCCCGUGGCGCCGGCCGUCGCGCCGAUCGCGCAGUACGCCACGCCGAUGCGCGGCGCGCGGGCGGCGGCGACGGGGUCGUGGUGCGUGCCGACGCCGCUGACGGGGCUGCACCGCGAGGGCGGGCGCGGCCCGGGCGGCGCGGGGCCGGGGGAGUCCGUCGUCGGCAGUCAGACGGGGUCGGAGAACAGUACCCCGGGGUCGUGCGAGAUGCCCCUGGCGUCGCCGAUCGAGACGCUGCCGCGGGCGACGGCGGCGGACGCGCAGCGUGUGGCGGAGGGGACUGCGCCGAGGGCGGGGUGCGCGGGGGUGGCGGAUGGGGGGUCCUGCGACACACCCCCCCUGGGGUCAGGGCAGGGGUCGCAGAGCAACGAGAGCCCCGACAUGGGCGCGUGGGCGCGCGCGUCCGGCGCCUGGGACGCCGAGCCGCCCAGCAGCGCGGCGAUGUUCGCGGCGGGGAGCAAGGGCGGGCUCGCGGGCGCGCGGCGCGCUGCGCCGCUGGCGGGGUCCUCAGAGACCAACAUCCGCGCGGGGUCGCUGGGACGCUCGGCGGACAGCGGGGCCGGGGAGCCGGGCGGGGCCGGAAGCGGGAUGCGGCAGCCGCACUUCUCGCCGUUUGCGUAG